Molecule: messenger RNA, 990 nt
Organism: Manihot esculenta (cassava)
Lineage: Eukaryota; Viridiplantae; Streptophyta; Magnoliopsida; Malpighiales; Euphorbiaceae
Product: dehydration-responsive element-binding protein 1A
Exons: 1
Coding region: 106-837 (243 amino acids)
Biological process (GO): regulation of DNA-templated transcription
Molecular function (GO): DNA binding; DNA-binding transcription factor activity
Source: RefSeq, a predicted model, not a curated record
GCAGAUCAAAUCAACUAAGCCACAAACAGAGCCUAUCAUCAAUCAUCUCUCUUUGAUUACAAGGUCUAAUUGCAAGUAGUCGCUCUAGUUUUAUCCUUCACACUCAUGUUUACCCAGUUAUCUGAUCCCUUCCCACUUCAAUCAAGCUCCUUUUCUAUUGACAGCAACCAACCCUCUCCACUUUCCGACGCCAGCAGUGCCGCUGCCAACUGCAGUGCUCACUCCGAUAAUGAAGAACUGCUGCUAGCAUCGAGCCAUCCCAAGAAGCGAGCAGGGCGCAAGAUUUUUAAAGAGACUCGCCAUCCCAUUUACAGAGGUGUCAGGAAGAGGAAAAAUAACAGAUGGGUUUGUGAGUUGCGAGAGCCUAAUAAGAAGUCACGUAUAUGGCUUGGUACGUAUCCUACUCCUGAAAUGGCGGCUCGAGCACAUGACGUAGCUGCGUUGGCACUUAGAGGAAAAUCAGCUUGUCUUAACUUUGCAGACUCUGCAUGGAAGUUGCCGGUGCCUCUUUCGACGAAGGCCAGUGAUAUUAGAAAUGCUGCACAUCAAGCAGCGGAGUUGUUUCGAACUCAAGAAUUUAGUGGUGAAGUAACAAUGCAAAAUUCAACAACAAAUUCUGGAGAAGAGGAUGCUGAUAAAGCUUCAAGCAGUGAUCAGAAACAUGAACAUGCCACGUAUAUAGAUGAAGAAGCUGUGUUUGACAUGCCAGGUUUACUUGAAGAUAUGGCAAAAGGGCUUCUACUUUCGCCUCCACGUUACGGAGGGACUGAUUGUAUGAGUUGGAAUGACGUGGAACCUACUGAUAUUGACGUGUCUUUAUGGAAUUUCUCAUUUUAAUGAGUGAGUUGGCCUCAAUAGGCUUUAUUCAUGUAUAAAUGCUACAGAGUUAGCUUGUGAGAAUAUGUAGGAAAUUUUUCUCUGUUGAAUUGUGAGUAUUAAUUAGAAUAAAAUUUUGUGUAAUUGCAACAGUUAAUAUAUAAAGUGACUAAA